GUUUUAAAAAUAAUUCACGCACGCUUCGCUCGCAGCGUGAUGCAGUCUUCAUGAAUCGGGAUAAAGGGAAACCCGCCGCGUAUUUGUCGAAUUCGUCCAAUACAUUUUGUUUACAUAACAAUUUGUGAAGAUCCAAGUGUUAAUUAUAUUAAAAAUGGUGUUAAACAAGAAUUAGAGACAGUUACAAACAAAAAACAAAGACUAAACAAACAAUGAAUAGAAAAUCUUCGCAGUAAACAACCAAAUCUAAAUUAAAUAAUGAAUUACGAAGAAAUAAUACCGAGCACAGUACUCCACUGGAAUUACCGAGGCUUCACAGAAUUUCCUAUAGAAAAGAUACGAGGUGAAGAAUCAGCGAUAACUGAUAUAUAUUUAAAAGAAAAUCUUAUAUCUCAUUUGCCGAGGGAUAUUGGACUCUUGGAACAUCUUGAGAGUCUAUACAUAAGCGGUAAUGAUAUAGUGGAAUUGCCUAAGGAGAUAUCUAAGUUGCGGUGUCUCAAGUGCUUGGAUGUUAGCGGGAAUAGAUUGAGGCGGAUACCCGACGAGAUUGGAGAUGUGAGGUGUUUGAAAUUUCUUAUAUUGGAUGAGAACGAGCUGAGCGAGCUGCCGCUAAGGAUUGCGGAAUUGAGAUAUCUGCGGUACCUAUCGGUUUGUGACAAUAAACUCCAAUGGCUUCCACAAAAGCCGGUAUACAACUAUCACCACUGCGAGUUCAGAUUCUGGCGAAACUCUGAGCUGACUCACAUGCCUUACUCACUGUGGUAUCAUAUGUUUCGAGAUCAGCAAACUAGAAGUCUUAAUAUAGGCUGUUUGAAGAUUAGAAAAGGUUUGAACUCAAGAGGACAUGGUUGCCAGUUGAAAAUUCAAGACUCAGACUUGACUAUAAGGAUAAAUUUACCACCACAACAUAGAGUAGUAAAACAUUCUAAGAACUCUUCACCGCCUAGUCUGUUUGAAGUAUGCAAAAGAAUAUUUUAUCAAUACUUAUACGACGAGGCUAAAAGUAACAGCAGUCAGCCUUUUAGCAUCUAUUCUAACAACAUGGAGCAUAAGUAUGAAGAUAACAACAAUUUGAGUAAUUUACAAAAUAACUUUGAAGGUUUUAAUAUAAAUAGAAACGAAAAACAUAAUUUAGAUAAAAGAAAACACAGCGGUGAAAUCAAAUCAGACGAUUACACAAAGUUCAAACGAAGAAGAAAUUACUUCACACCCGAUGAUAUUAUUGAAGAACAUUUUAAUUUUUUACCGAUAUUUCUGAAAUCUGAACUUAUGAAUGGACCAAUAACAAGAUGUGAGAACGUCGACUGCAAAAAACCUAUAUUUGACUAUGUUUAUUACGAAUUUUGUCUUGGAAAAAUAAUACUCAUUGACAAUACUGAAGAGGUGAUACUCAGCGCUGCUUUCUGUUCCAAAUCUUGUGCUGAUUUAUGGAAAUGUGGAAAAGUAACGAUACCGUGGACAUUAUUUGGAGAUUCGUGAAGUAUCUGCUACCAGGAGAGAGCAAUGUUUCUUAAUGAUUUUGGUUGUUAUAAUAUGAUCUAGUCUACGUUUGUUGUUAUUUAAAUAAAUAAACUAUUUUAACUGA
Manduca sexta (tobacco hornworm) is the source of this 1585-nucleotide messenger RNA. Its product is annotated as leucine-rich repeat-containing protein 39. The transcript is spliced from 4 exons. Gene Ontology annotation, molecular function: protein binding. The record is from RefSeq and is a predicted model, not a curated record. Bases 259 to 1479 code for a protein of 406 amino acids. NCBI's taxonomy places the organism in Eukaryota, Metazoa, Arthropoda, Insecta, Lepidoptera, Sphingidae.